Fusarium oxysporum Fo47 is the source of this 1806-nucleotide messenger RNA. Its product is annotated as F-box protein. Lineage: Eukaryota; Fungi; Ascomycota; Sordariomycetes; Hypocreales; Nectriaceae. Gene Ontology annotation, molecular function: protein binding. Bases 95 to 1687 code for a protein of 530 amino acids. The transcript is spliced from 6 exons. The record is from RefSeq and is a predicted model, not a curated record.
AAACCUUUCUAUAUCGUCAUUACAUGGCAGCCUCAUCUCAAAGAUUCACAUUCUCUCAAAGACAACAAAACUAAACCGCAAGAUUAUUCACACCAUGGACGGUCCAAACGCUACGGUGCCGAUUCUGCAGCUUCCAGCUGAAAUACUGCAUCACAUAUUGCAGUGGAUAGCCCCAGCCGACCUGGUUAUACUGCCCCGUGUGUCCAAGGUGUUUCAAACAGUCACGAAGGUGAACCACAAAUUAUAUCGAGAUGUCUAUCUGAACACGCUGGAUGAACCAAGUAACCAGAGCCUUGACUACGAGCAAGAGAUUCGCGACUUUGUGAAGCUUGAAAGUAUAUGCAACAACCCAGAGAAAUCUGAACUCGAAUUUGUACACGACACAGUCACUCGUCUGCUCAAAAAUGCUUCACCUUCUCACGACGAGGCCAUCAACCUCUCCAAGACCCAUGCACCAUCGCGCAACGUCGCUCACCUGCAAAGUCUUUUCUCUCGAGACGACACUGCCGAGGCCUUCCUCCAGGGUUCAUCGCUUUUCAACCGCCUGCGCCGCCAACCCACGCGAGACAGUAUCUCUGCGCCCACCUCAUGUGAUGACGGCUACAGGACUCUCCAGCAACAGAGCGCCCAUCUUCACUGCCUUUAUUCAAGGCCUAUCCUCAACGUUGGUCGCCUACGAUCUAUGAAAACGUAUCCCUAUGCUUGCUCCAAGGUCUACGACCUGCGCCAGUUUACCCAGAACACAGGAUGGGGGCCAUUCAAAGACGAUGGCACUUUCAAUGUUGACUGGGAAAAAGUGGAGGCUAUUCUCAUUGUUCUAGGCCACAACAUUGGCGCAAGACGCCAGAUUGCACGAAUAUUCGCUGAGGUUUGGGACAGCCCGUUCUCGGGGUCAUUUCAAAACAGUUUUAUGGCUCCUCCGCCUCGUGACAUCACAUCACUCGAGGCCCGCGACCCUUACGGAGUCACAGGCACAUGGUUUCAGAUUGUGUGCUUUCUUGAUUAUAGCGAUUUCUUCGCUUUUAAUUUUGGUGACCCCGAACUCAUCACCGCCGAUGCGCCACGCCCACCACUUGAUGUGGGUGAAGCAACUCGCAUUAUCAUGAUGAAAGUCAAUGUUACAUCUAUAGAAGAACCAGGCCCCGAAGACGGCCAAGAGCUACCAGUAGUUCACUUUCGUGGUGUAUCUCGUUCUCUGGACGAUUCGUUUGACGACAAUGCCAACUCAAAUAUCCGAGGCACUGCUCGCCUGACAAAAGAAGGCGAGGUGAGAUGGACUACAUUCUCAAUCUUCCAUGGUGUCGAGCGCUGGCGCAGUGAGGGUGUUCAGAUCGGAGGCGUACGGUCCGCUCGAGGCGUCGUAGGAAACUGGUUUGAUAGUGACUACGAUGUUCACGGACCUGCCGGUCCCACAGCCUUCUGGAAGGGCGCGACCCUCGCGCAAGUCGCAAACAUGGAGGACGACCUUCUGCCAAACGACUUCUUCUUGCCAUACGGCGCUCUGAUCGACAUAGACUCUGAGACUGAUCCGGAGGGAGAAAUGCCGUACACUGGCGAAGAUGACGAGGAUGAGGAUGAUGAAGACGAAGAGAUGGAGGGUGCAGCAGGAGAGGAACUGACGGCUCUCCUUCUCGAUGCGAACUUGCCUUUAGAAGAGAGCCUCGCAAAUCCCCACAUUCUGAACUGAUUGAUUUUGAUAUAACGGCGUUCGAAUUUGGAGUGGACAAUAUCUCAGGAGUUGACGAACCCGUUCACCCAUACCUUGAUUUUACUCAAACGAUUGGAGCAAUUUCCUUCUUAGGACAU